Molecule: messenger RNA, 4103 nt
Organism: Enhydra lutris kenyoni (northern sea otter)
Lineage: Eukaryota; Metazoa; Chordata; Mammalia; Carnivora; Mustelidae
Product: neuferricin
Exons: 4
Coding region: 227-1024 (265 amino acids)
Cellular component (GO): membrane; endomembrane system
Source: RefSeq, a predicted model, not a curated record
CGGUCGCAGAGUCCGUGUCUCUCCACGUUCACUCCCUACGCUGAAAAAUAGCGAAGCCAGGGAGUGGAGCCGGAGAGUGGUCUUUCUUCCAAGCCGGUGUCCCUUCAGUCCCCCCUUGUCCCCUGGGGGGCGCGAGGUCGUCGCGCCGGGGACGUCGGCCGGGGACGUCACGCCUGCGUCGCUGCCGUCUUGGCCGUGGCUGGCGCGGAGGCCGCCUGCCGUGCGAAUGCUGCGGCGCGGCGGGCGUGGGCUCUUGCUGGGCCUGGCCGCGGCGGUUGCGGCGGCGGCGGCGGCGGCCCGGUGGCUGGGCUGGUGGAGCGGCCGCGCGGGCCUUCGCCUCUUCGUCCCCGAGGAGCUGGCCCGCUACCGCGGCGGCCCCGGGGACCCGGGCCUCUACCUGGCGUUGCUGGGCCGCGUCUACGACGUGUCCUCCGGCCGGAGGCACUACGAGCCUGGGGCCCACUAUAGCGGUUUCGCAGGCCGAGACGCGUCCAGGGCGUUUGUGACUGGGGACUACUCCGAAGCGGGCCUGGUGGAUGACGUAGCUGACUUGUCGUUUUCGGAGGUGCUGGUCCUUCAAAAUUGGCUUUCAUUCUACGAGAAGAAUUACAAAUUUGUUGGAAGGGUGACAGGAAGGUUCUACGGAGAGGACGGCCUCCCCACCCCCGCACUGAGCCGCGUGGAGGCCAUGAUCUCCCAAGGCGCAGAGGCGGGCCGACGGGCGCUGGAGGAGAAGCAGAUAUUCCCACCGUGCAAUGCUGAGUGGAGCUCCAGGAGGGGCGGCCGGCUCUGGUGCUCCCCGGAGAGCGGAGGCGUGAGCAGAGACUGGGUCGGGGUCCCCCGGAAGCUGUACAAGCCAGGAGCCAAGGAGCCCCACUGUGUGUGCGUGAGAACGACCGGACCCCCCAGCGGCCAGGCACCUGGCCUCCCCGCGCACACAAACCGUGGGGACUUGGACCAUCCCGGCCUGGGCGAGUACACGGGCUGCCCACCCCUGGCCAGCAGCUGCUCCUUCCCGCCGUGAGCCAGUGCCCCGGAUGGCGGGGAGCCACAGAGAACCCUGCCUGGGUCUGGACGCUGACGCUUCCGUGGCUGAGGCCAGAGUGUGCCAACCUGCCUGGUCCCCGGUCAGCCUGCUUAUGACCCACUCACCGUCCUUCAGAGCCCUCGGACAGGCGCGCGCCCAGAUCUGAGCCACUAAACUAUCGGGCAUGCUGGGCCCCCCUGCCAGUCAGGGCCCUGGGGGCACCAGCCAAGGAGGGACAGCAUCACUCCCCUACACCUCAGAGACGGGCAGCCGCAUCCAGAGAAGCCCCGGGUCCCCCAGGCUUAUCCGAGCCCGGACCUUACCUCCACCCUGAGCCGGGCCACGUCUAGUUGGAGACGUGGGCGAAACGGGGCGGGCUGAUCCCAGAGGGGGCUGGCUGAUCCCAGAGGGGGCGGCAGAUCCAGACGCCCCUGAGCGACAGUCUGAAGCGAGGAUGAUCUUUCUCAUCAACGUUCAGAAUUAGGUGGGGGAAGCCUGCUUUUUGACGAGAAGUGGCUUCAGCGCCGCGCUGCCACUCCCCUCCAGGGCCAGCCAUCACCCCUGUGCCGACCGACCGACUGGAGGAGCUUCUUCCUGGGGACCUGCCUGCGCCCCCACCCCCUCCUUCCUUGCCGCUCUCCCCCCACCCCCCAUGCACCAAACCCUUGCUUCCCUCCCAAAGGAAACGCUCCUCCGACUCUGAUGCGCCUCUGGCCACCACUGAAACCAUAAGCUCGGGCGUGUGCUUGCGGCCCACGCCCCUUGGCCCCCGCCCGCUGUGUGGCAGGCUGGAUUCUGCCCUCCUCACCCCUCGGCCAUACUGGUCCCGGACUGGCCAUGCUUGAGGACCUCCGAGAAACCCUCCCUUGGCUCUUGCCUGAUCCUUUUUCUCCCCCAGACGCCCUCUGGGCCAAUGAGCGCACCCCCGGGUCUUCUCACUCCGACUUCAGCUGCGUCAGGUUGGCAGCUCUCUGGAGCACUCCCAGGCACCCUGACCCUACGUUUCUAGAAUUUGGUCACCUGGUGAGGUCUCCGUGGCCAUAUACCCCUUGUCACACCAUGUGACGACCCCAGCAACCUCCCCAGCUCCCAGCUGUCCUUUCUUGCCUGGAUGCGGCGAGCGUCCAUGUCCUGCCUCCCACACCACCCUCUGUGCUGCUGUGAGCAGUCACCCUGGACGGCCAGGGCGUUCCCCCCCACACACACACCUUCAGUGACCUCCCACCACCUGUGCACCCUGGCCUGCCAGCUGGGUUUUGUGUCUGUGGCAGCCUUGUUCUGAGAUGACAUCCUGAGUUUCCCAUCGGCCACUCUCCCUGCACAGGGACUGAGGGCUCCCCAGCCUGGUGUCCUGUACCCCUGGUACCCAGCCCGGGGUAAGUGCACAGAUGGGCAGCACCGAGCAGUGGAGCGGGGCCUCGUGUUCCAGGUUCUUGCCCCAACUCAGUGCUGUGUGUGUCCUUCCAUACUGCUCCGUCCCUGCAGGCACCUGGGUGCUGGGGGGUGGGGGGGCAGGGGAGGAUCACCUCAUGGAGGAUACAGUGGGCAGCGGGAGCCCUGCUAGAGCCCCAGAGGCCAUCCUCGGGGUGGGAACAAGGGCCAGUGUGGGGGCUGGCCCAGAGAAGUGCAGACUCUCCCAAAACAAACUGGCAAUGGAAAUGAGCCGAAUGAGACACCUGCCCCCCCAUCCCGGCCUAGUGCAGCCAUGGAGGGCCCCAGGCACCCCACUGCCCCAGCUGCAGGCGGCUCACUUCCUCUUCGCCACCACACGGACUUGACCUUGAAGUGCUCCUCAUGUGGGGUGGCGGGCUCGGGCUUGCUUGGAUGAAGCUCGGGCUUCCUGGGGUGGCAGCUUUCUUCCAGAGGCAGCCUCCGGGGGCAGAGCUCGGCAGAGGAGGCCCCCAGGGCAGUUCUAGCUGGGAAGAUGGCUUGUGAGGGAGAUAAUCCUGGGCGGGGGCUUCAUCUGUUCUCCUUCAACCUGUCUGCUGGCCCUCGGAGGGCCCAGAGCAGGCGCACAGCAGAGCUGAGCUGAGCGGUUCCCCCGCGUCUGCGUCCCGCCCUCUGGGGCAGGGUUGCCCCCCCAGAGGGAGCCAUUCCGGACCACUGCCCACCCCUGACUUGUUUAGCUCUGGGACCUGGAAGGCCCCACACACAGGCUGGACCCUGUCUGUCCCGAAAUCCGUGGUGCCGCUCAGACCAAGAUGAAGCAAACCCUCCGCCCCCGUCAGCUCCCAGUGGAGGGGACCUUGUGUCCUUGCAUCAGAGGCGGGCACGUCACCCAUUUCUGAUGACCUCCCUCGGGGGGGCUGUGAGCCGGGAAGGACUGGUCACCGCUCCCACUCCACGGAUGCAGGCACUAAGGCCCCGAGGCCCGGGAACUUGCCAGUACUGUCGGUGCGUCAGGAACAGCAGAGCGGAGAGCCAGCGCCCUCCCCUCGCUGGGCAGUGCAGGGUCUGUGCCGGCCCCGUUCUCGGGGUUCUCAUGGGUUCACACACCUUCCGACUAGCCUUCCCCUCCAGGGCGGCUGUGAGGGUUACGCGGGCUUGUCCCCUGGAGGCACUUAACCGUGCCUGUCAGCCGUGAGAGAAGCCAGCAGAGAACGAGCUCCGUCUCCGUCUCCACGGCGGGUCUGAACCCCGGGGGGACAGGCUGGAAGACGGAAGACCAGCACACGCGAGGGCCCGGGGCGUGGCAAGAGUCGCAGGAUUUGUUCAGGGGCUCUGUGAGCCCCUCAGCUCUGGUCCUCGAGUCCCCGAACUUCCCCUAGUCUUCUUGGAAUCCGCCCGCUAGACCAGGGCGAGCAGAACGCUGCCUGGGGCCGGGACCGAGGGAGGGGUCGGAGAGGAAGCGUGGCUGCCUGGGCUGAUGUCGGCCCCGGGCACGUCCAGGUGGCUGGUCGCUCACGCCUAGUACAGGUACUUUGGGACUGCGGCCAUCAACGUGCUUCCAAAAAGUGCUGGAAAUUCCAACUUUCCUAGAGGGUGAGCUAUUCAAGAAGUGGGUUCACAUGUCAGGAGUUAAAAAUCCGUUUUUAAUGCUUAUUGGUAUUUCUGCAUUAAAAAGUGACUACAAAUG